This is a messenger RNA of Taeniopygia guttata (zebra finch), 2103 nucleotides long. It is a transcript of the gene FXYD6, whose product is annotated as FXYD domain containing ion transport regulator 6. Lineage: Eukaryota; Metazoa; Chordata; Aves; Passeriformes; Estrildidae. Gene Ontology annotation, biological process: regulation of sodium ion transmembrane transporter activity. The record is from RefSeq and is a predicted model, not a curated record. Gene Ontology annotation, cellular component: membrane. Gene Ontology annotation, molecular function: sodium channel regulator activity.
GCUCCGCUCCGCUUUGUGCGGCUCUGCCCGCUCCGUGCUCCGCUCCGCUCCCCGGAGCCGCGGGGGCUGCCCGGCUCUGCCCGGCUCUGCCCGGACACCUCAGCAGCCAUGGAGGCAGCGCUCAUCUUCCUGUGCUCCCUGCUGGUGCCCGCGGCCGUGGCAGACGUGGCCGCCCCGCAGAAGGAGGAGGAGGAUCCCUUUAACUAUGAUUACCAGAGCCUGAGGAUCGGGGGGCUGGUGUUCGCCGUGGUGCUGUUCACCGUGGGCAUUCUCCUCAUCCUCAGCAGGAGGUGCAGGUGCAGUUUCAAGCAGAAGCCCAGGGCUCCAGGGGACGAGGAGGCUCAGGCAGAGAACCUGAUCACCUCCAACGCGACAGCGGCGCAGAAGGCAGAGAACUGAGCAGGAGCCAACGCCAGCCAGAGACCCCAGGAGGGACACCCGGAGCGCAGAUGCCCGCGAGGAACCCGAAACCCCAGCAGCUGGUCCCUCUCAGGAGACGCCGUGUCCGUGUCCCCCUCUGUGCUCCAGCACCGGUUCUCUGUUCCUAACCCGACUAAACUCUGCUGUCCUCUCUGCCUCCCGUGGUGUGUAACGUUGCUGUGAGAUAUCAUUACCUCUAGGGCUAGUUGUUGCUGAUGUUGUAAUCGUGACUUUCUCCUCAUCCUUCUCGUGCUGUGCGUGUGAUUUGGGCUCUGUAGGACUGGCAGGCUGCUGCCCUUGGGGGUGCCCUCGCAGCCGGGAGUGUGGGCUGUGGGUCAGGGACCCCCAUUCCCUGCCCAGUGCCAGCAGCACAGCCCCCCUGGCUUUGGGCAGGGCCUGGGGACCUGCAGCGCCCUGGGGACCUGCACAGCCAUUUCAGGGCCACCGUCCCCAUUUCAGCAAUAACCCCCCGCAUGCCCCAGCCUAAAAACAGCCAUGGUGGGGGGCGAGUCGGGCAGGGACACCCCACGGCUCAGCCUCCUCGCUGGGGUCACUGGGGUGCUGGACUCAAGGCUGAGGGGAGCUCUCCUGCCUCUCCUGCUUGGCACUGCCCGUUUCUGUCCCUGUUCAACCUGUGGGACACUGCUUUAAGCAUGAGGCAGGGCCGUGGUGGCAGAGGAGCCCGUGAGGUCCCCAGCACGGUGGCACGGUGGGUGAGGGCAGCAGCACGGCAGUGACCUCAGUGACCAGCACCAACCAGCUCCUGCCACGAGCCAGAGCUGGGUGGGCAGCACAUCUGAGGGCUGAAGAGAAGCAGAGAUCCUCUCUGUGCUUGUCUCUGGCAUGGAAGGGGCAGCGGCGUCUCCUCCUGCUGCUCUCUGCCUUGUCACUCCCUGUGCCACCCGUGUCAGUGCUGUGUUGUCCCCUGGUGGGUCUGUGUCACCCCCGGUGCCAGCUGUCCCCUCUCCCCGUGGAGCAGCAGCGAGUGGCACUGAGUGAUUCUCGGGGCUUUGCACACCUGAGCUUGCACUGUGACAACGUGCUGAGCCCAGAGCUCAUUGUCACCCGGUGUCCUCUCAUGGGUCAGAGGCAAACCUGUGAUUUUUGGCUCUUCCCCAAAUCCAUGGGCAGGUAAAACCUUGCUGGGGCUGGGGACUGCCAGCUUGGGUGGUGGCAGCAGUGGGGUUCACUGGAGCACCUCAGGGUGCCAUCCCCACACCGGGAAGGGGGUCUUGUCCCCCAGGAUGGUUUGAGAGGAGUUUCUGCCAUGUCCACCCCACUGCGGUGGCCCUGCCUCCAGCCUGGUCUGUGUCCCUGCAUGCUUGGCAUCACUCGGUGGCACCGGGAAGCUCUGUCCCAUCUGUGCCAGGCAGAGGGGCCGUGUCUCUCGUGUUUUGUCCCUUCCCUCUGUCCUGGCUGUUGCAGAGAGCUCCCGGGCAGAGCAGCCCCCCGGCCCGGCCCCCGAGUGUCCCGGUGUGUGUCCCGGUGCUGUCCCUGGUGUGCCCUCGGUGUUACCACGAAACAAAGAGCUCCCUGUGGUGUGUAAAAUGGCCAAACCCUGACUGUUGUAAAAUAAACUGAGCUAUUGUGUCUCCUUUUAAAUAGGCGAGUGUGCUGCUGUGCUGGAGGGCUGGUGUGCUCUGUGCUGUGACCUAAGGGGAAAGGAAUAAAAUAUCGUUUCUA